Colletotrichum godetiae is the source of this 570-nucleotide messenger RNA. RefSeq lists its product as uncharacterized. The transcript is spliced from 2 exons. The record is from RefSeq and is a predicted model, not a curated record. Lineage: Eukaryota; Fungi; Ascomycota; Sordariomycetes; Glomerellales; Glomerellaceae. The coding region runs from base 59 to 448 and encodes 129 amino acids.
AAAGAACGCUACUUUUUCUCUUCACACGUCCCCGACGAAAGACACUAAACUCUAGAAGAUGGCCGAAAGAAUUCUGAAAACUUUAAGCAGAGGCUUAAAGCGUCAACGACCUCCUUCUGAAUCGGACCAUGACCAGCCCGAUGCUCAGAGGGGACGCGUAUACACUCCGUCUUCUUCCGCGGCAGGGCCAACGCCAAGACCCGCGCCCGCACAUCGAAGCCAGUCCCCUCCGCCCACGAAGACGUCACGAGCCGAGAAUCUCAACCAUAUGAUAAAGGAGCUACAAAUGUUGCUUGGGACUAAAGAGGUCACUGUUAGCGUCGUACAAAGUUUGGUAGAUCUCUACCAGAGCCAACUCUCAUCGAUCCCACAGCUCAGGACGCUCCUCCAAGGACCAUCCCAAGAUGGUCCUCUGGGGAUACAAGAGGUCCUGAAGACUAUUCGCUGAGUGACGUUCCAGAACGUCAAAAUAAACUUGAGGCGUCCGUGGGUUGCUGCAACGGUGGGUGUCCGCACUGACCCCACAGCUGUGCAUCUGCAGUGGAUUUAGUGGCGCCAAGUACCUGUGAC